AUGGAAGGCCUCGAGCGUGCCCGCGCCAUCAAGGUCGAGAUCGAGAACAACAUCUCCGUCCUACAGCCUCAAGAUAAGAAAACCAGCAAACGCCGCUUCGUUCAAGAGGACCCAGAGAACCAGCUUAUCAAGACGCUCCGUACAGACCAGCACAAGACCUGGAACGAAAUCGCUGAAUAUCUCAACAAGGAGCGCCGCAAUGUCGGCGAGGCUGCUGAUUUCACUGAUGUCGCCGUCUACAGUCGCUUCGUCCGCAACACCCCACCCAUCGCUGCCACCGUCGGUGAGAUCGGCUUCGACCCCAAGGACUAUAUGCACCUGCGCUACCCGAACCAGAACAUGUAUGGCGACAAGACUGGCAUGAUUAGCAAGGCAGGCAAAAAGCGUGUCAAGAACUACGACAACGCGACGGAGCUCAAGGCCAAUAUGCGACAGCAGGUGACACCCGAUGAGCAUGGGGACUUGGAGACGGCGGAGAAGACUGAGCAGCUUAUGGAUGCUGUGGCGAAGGUGGAAAGGAACUUCUGGAUCUUGGUUGCGGAUGAGAUGGAGCGGGCCACUACGAGGUUGUAUCAACCUGACGAAUUGGCGAGCCGCUAUCAUGCUAUUUGA
Messenger RNA from Cucurbitaria berberidis CBS 394.84, 612 nucleotides. RefSeq lists its product as uncharacterized. Lineage: Eukaryota; Fungi; Ascomycota; Dothideomycetes; Pleosporales; Cucurbitariaceae. The record is from RefSeq and is a predicted model, not a curated record. The transcript has a single exon. The coding region runs from base 1 to 612 and encodes 203 amino acids.